This is a messenger RNA of Aspergillus viridinutans, 1731 nucleotides long. Its product is annotated as fungal specific transcription factor domain-containing protein. Bases 1 to 1731 code for a protein of 576 amino acids. Gene Ontology annotation, cellular component: nucleus. Lineage: Eukaryota; Fungi; Ascomycota; Eurotiomycetes; Eurotiales; Aspergillaceae. The record is from RefSeq and is a predicted model, not a curated record. The transcript is spliced from 6 exons.
AUGGUGCAGCUUAUAACAUCAUACAAUGUCGAUCAGAAACAGAACCUCGAGCAGACGUGUACAUACGUCGACUCGCCGGCGCCGUCUUCUAGACAACUGCACCUCGAAGAUAGUAGCGCAUCUAUCAGCGGACUAGGCGGGUUGGCGACGCCGAGCAGCUCGGCUUCCGUUCCAUCGCCAGAGGCUGCAGAUCUGAAAUUAACCAAGUCUGGAACUGGCUUUAAAGAUUCGACCCACUGGACGUCCGUUCUGAGCGGCGUGACAGUGGCAAAGGAAGGCGCCAUCCCAUCGGAGACAGCAUUCGACGAUGGUUCAUCACCACUUGAGCAGAAUGUCCUCCUCUUCGAGGGGUGCAAACACCCCACUGACCAAGAACUCCUCGAUGCGAUGCCGCCCAGGAGAGAAUCCGACGGCUUGGUCGCACUCUACAUUCGGGCUCAGGAAUACCGAUCUGUACUACACCCGACCGAGUUCUUGAACAGAUGCCUCUCGAGGACCCAGGCCAACGCGUCGUCCCUCUGGUCACCUACAGCCUUGUAUAAGAUACUGGGCUACCGAGAAAAGGUCGUCCAGUGCCUCGUCCGAGCUCAGUUCGCCAAGGGAGGUCCUGACAUUAUGGAAACCCUGGUCCACUACCUCUUGAUUGAGAGCUACUUGAACAGAGACUCCAACGUUGAAGUCUGGCUCCUGAUGGGCAACAUUGUCCAAAUAGCCAUCCGCAUGGGCUACCAUCGAGAUCCGCAGCACUUCAAGUCCCUAUCUCCCUACCAGGGCGAGAUGAGGCGCCGGAUAAUGGGCCUCCCGAGCAGCAUCAAACACUCGCUCAGCGACACGAUGCCGCCUCGAAACCUUCAGGACCGCGACUUUGACGCCAGCUCGGCUGACCUGCCGCCCGCGAGGCCGAUCGACGAACUUACCUCGAGCACCGUGAUCCUCGCCAAGCUUCACGUCGCCACCAGCGUCGGCGCCGUAUCUGACUUGGUCUGCAGUCCUCACCCGCUAUCAUACGAGGACCUCGUCGCGGCGAAUGCAAAACUAGACUUGACGCGUGCGACCAUUUCCGGUCCUUGCAAGUUCCGACCCAUGUCUGAAUCUCUGUUGGGCCCUCCAAGCGUCGUCUUUCAGCGGAUAAACUUUUACAUGCAUUACCAAAGAGCCCGGAUCCUCAUCAACUGGAAGUUUCUCGGUACCUCGAAGGAUACGUCAGCCAGCAAUCAGUGUUGGGGUAUUGUCAUCGAGGCGGCCUUGGAGAUCCUGCGACUGCAGCACCGCAUGUCGGAGGAAUCCGAUGUCUUGGAGGGGUCCCGCCCUACUGGUUUGGUCGACCCGUGCUUCGUAAACAAUGGGUACUUUUUAGCCGCAAGUAUCAUGUGCUUUCUCGUGCAGCAUCACCAGGACAAGCUGUCGGCCCAAGAUCUGUCAGAAGUGCGAAGCCUGCUCGAAAAGGGCCUAGCCAUCUGGAGCCACAUCAACGACUUGUCAAGAGAAGCAAGCAAAGUAGUCUCCACUCUAAGGGUCGUACUCGGAAGAUCUGAGGAGCCCAGUACACAUUCUACAACCGAAGCAACGGCAUCGCCUCAAGCGGGCGCGGGUGAGAUGGCGUUUUCUAGUUACACCUCUUUCUUUGAUGACCUGCCUUUGAUGAUGAGCGACGUCGACCCUGCCGCGUUUCCCACACUGCCCUCGAUUCCCAUGAUAGACAACUGGCCACAGGUAGACAGGGGCAUUUAG